Molecule: messenger RNA, 2118 nt
Organism: Acipenser ruthenus (sterlet)
Lineage: Eukaryota; Metazoa; Chordata; Actinopteri; Acipenseriformes; Acipenseridae
Product: UNC5C-like protein
Exons: 8
Coding region: 1-1656 (551 amino acids)
Biological process (GO): netrin-activated signaling pathway
Cellular component (GO): membrane
Molecular function (GO): netrin receptor activity; protein binding
Source: RefSeq, a predicted model, not a curated record
AUGACUGUGUCAGCAGCACCAGAGCUUAGUGAUGGGGGUCUGGUGGUGGGCAUCGUGGCUCAUGCUUUCUCCGUGACCUUGGUCCUCCUCCUGAUGAAGUGCCUGCACUCGCGCUGCCCCCAGCUCCGUGGCUGCCACGGGUCCCAGGAGGAGGAUGAAGAGGGCCAGGCAGACCCAGGCUCCCUCGUUCUGGACACGCUCUCACAUGAACCCUGCCCCAAGACGGCCUGCCAGGAGGUAGAGCAGUUCUACAGGGAGCUCCACACCCCAACCGGGGGCAGGGUCCUGGUCAAGACGCUCCUGCAGAAGCUGCUGGUCUUCAUGACCAAGGAGGUGGACCACAGGGGGGGCUGCCUGAUGCUCUCUGACAUGGGCAUCUCUCUGGAGAUCCCAGCAGGUGCGGUGAGUCUGGGACGGACUGAGCGGGUUUCCCUGGUUCUGGUGUGGGACCUGUCUGACUCCCCCUCUCUGCAGCGCUCCCAGGCUCUGCUCAGCCCGGUGGUGUACUGCGGACCCCAUGGCACCUCGUUCCUGCAGCCCUGCCUCCUCUCCUUCAAGCACUGCGGUGGGAACGCCUCCCAGGUGCGUGUCUAUGCCAGUGACACCGCCCUGCUCCCAUCCAAGAGGUGGGGCGAGGUGGGAGCCCAGACCAAAACCUGCAUCACCCGCGAUGAGUGCCAGGUAGCACUCACACACUUCAGUCUGUACUCCGCUGUCCUGGAAGCGUGUGACAGCACCGAAGCUCACAAGUGGCUCCAGCUGGCCAUGUUCGCCUCUCCGCUGGCUGCCGAGCAGACUCACCAGCAGAUCCGGGUCUACUUCCUCAACAACACCCCCUGCGCUCUGCAGUGGGCACGCUGCAAUGAGCAGCCCUUCCUGGGCCAGCUCUGUGGUCCGGUCCAGAUCUUCGACUUUACCAGCGCCAGCAGCGACAUGCUCCUGGUCCUCAAGUACCUGUCAGAAGGCUGGGAGAACGUGGACGAGAGUGCCAGCCAGUCUGUCCCUUUCCUGCACAUCUGGCACGGGAGAUGUCCCUUCCGCUCCUUCUGCUUCAAGAGAAAGCAGGCUGACUGCACCCAGGACUCCAGCGAGAUUAUAGUGACCAUGCACACCUAUCAGCAAGGUCAGCAGGGAAAAUACUUUGAGAUCCUUCGUUUCCACCUGUCUGAGACCGGCUGCCACGUGGAGAGCAUCGCACCAAAGCCGUACUGCAACAGGAUUCCCAGAGAGCUCUUUAACCAGCUGCAGAUGCUGCUGGAGCCAAGCACAGUGAGCGGGAACGACUGGACGAAACUGGCUUCACGUCUGGGGCUGUGCGGGAUGAAAAUCAGGUUCAUGUCGUGCCAGCAAAGCCCCGCGGCUACAGCUCUGGAGAUCUACGAGGAGCAGAACGGCAGCCUGCAGGGGCUCCACGACAUCAUGGUGGCUAUGGAGAGACUGGACUGCGCGGCCUGCAUCAAGGGCUACCUGGCGCAGUCACCCAGCCCCAGCCCCAGCCCCGCAGGGAAGAAAGCCAGCAUGGAUUCGGAGAGAGACAGCGGACUGAUUGACUGCGGCUCCCUGGAAAAGCAGGGGGUCCUCCCCAGCGACGACGGGAAGCUCACUCUGCACGUCUACGACAACGCAGCCAUGGAGAGGGUGGAGGAGGCUGCCUAGGUGAACAUGAGCCUGGGGGGCAUACCCGAAAAGAACUCAGACAGCAAGGCACUGCUGCAUUUCAGCAUGGGAAUCAGCAUGCAGUGCCGGGGGAAAAAGAGAAAGUGUUAGAGUCAAGGACUGGGACUUCAUAAAGCUGUGACCUAGAGAGAGUUUCAGCUGUUUGGGAUUCCUCUUCCUAAAGGGCUGGGGGCUCCACACAGGCCCUAAUGCGUUCCCUCAGUUUGCACGGAGAUGCGCACACAGUCCAAGUGCAUUUCAAGCACUUUCAGGGUGUAUAUGAAUGAACUGAAGCGUGAGUAACAGAGACUGUUCAGUUCUUGCAUUUGAAAAUGUAAAAACCCAGCAUGCUUGUCUAGUAUCUGAAUGCAGAAUAGAGGAUGAAGUUAUGGAAUGAAUUACAUAAAAUGAUGGCUGUAUGUGGGGUGGGAGGGGGUUUAAGAAAACACAAAAGCUGAACCA